AUGCUGACUCGACCUAAAACAGACUCGCAGGCCGCGUCUUCAGAGACCAAGGACCAAAAAUCCGACGUAGACACCCAGACCUCGUUGGCGCCUCCUCCCCGACCCGCGGCCGCCACGGCUAAUGAUACCCCCGACUACUUCAACUCGGUGCAUAACCCCUUCUCCCUGGAGCCCAAUCCAUUUGAGCAAUCCUUCGGGGGCAACUCGGGCGAAACCCCUGGCAAGUCCCUGCUGCCGCCGGUCGCGGCGCUCACCUCUCCUGCUUUGCCUGGAUCCAAUUCCGCCAACGGUUAUAACUGGUCCAAUUCCCUGCGCUCGGGGCCGUUGAGCCCGGCGAUGCUCCCGGGGCCGACUGGCUCGAAUGAUUACUUCGACAGCAUCGGCAGAGGCUUCCCCACCCCGAACGAGUCCUCCCUCCGCACCGGACUGACUCCCGGCGGCGGUGGGUCAAUGUUUCCGGCGCCCAGUCCAAACUCACAGGCGUUACUACAGCAACUUCAGAGUGGUGGCGCGACCCCCUCGACGAUCGAGUUCCAUCGCACCGCCUUGGCUGCAAAGAAGAACAGCGGCAACGCUCCCACGUCGAACCCCAACGAGCAGGAUCAAGGGGCGAACGCGACCAUGGACACCAAGGGCGCUCAGCCUGCUGCGGCGGAUCCCUUCACUCAGCAUGAUGCCGCUGAUGCCGCCAAUGGACUGUUUAUGUUGGCCAAGGGUGGCCAGACGAACAACAUGCAAAUGAACCAGAUGCAAAACGAGACCCGCGCGGCUGCUGCCCGACGCGUGUCUCAGAACACCAACGGAACCAGUGGCCAAGAACUUAGCGGUGAUGGAUCGGACCAGGAACCUGCCAGACCCGCCAAGGGUAAGGCAAAGAAGAAUGCUCCCAAGGCUGCCACGGCCGCCAACAACCGGCGCAAGGCCGAGGAUGCUUCCAAGGGACCUAACAAAAAGGUCAAGAUGAAUGGACCGAGUAGCGUGGAGUCGCCGUCGGACAUGGAGAACUCCGAUGACGAUGACUUUAAGGGCAAGGUCCCGAUGGAUCCGAAGAAGAUGACUGAUGAGGAAAAGCGACGCAAUUUCCUGGAGCGGAAUCGUGUCGCGGCUCUGAAGUGUCGUCAACGAAAGAAGCAAUGGCUGGCGAACUUACAGGCCAAGGUCGAGCUCUUCACGACGGAGAAUGAUGCGCUCACGGCCACUGUGACCCAGCUCCGAGAGGAAAUUGUUAACCUCAAGACACUCCUACUGGCGCACAAGGACUGCCCAGUCUCCCAGGCCCAAGGUCUCGGGCCUCUGAUGAUGAAUGGCAUGUCCACCGGGUUUGACCCUCACGGGUACAACGUGCCGAACAACAUGGGCAUGCAGCCCGGUGCACCCAUUCCCGCCCAGGGCAUGCGCCGCUAA
Molecule: messenger RNA, 1404 nt
Organism: Penicillium alfredii
Lineage: Eukaryota; Fungi; Ascomycota; Eurotiomycetes; Eurotiales; Aspergillaceae
Gene: atfA
Product: bZIP transcription factor atfA
Exons: 2
Coding region: 1-1404 (467 amino acids)
Biological process (GO): regulation of transcription by RNA polymerase II
Molecular function (GO): RNA polymerase II cis-regulatory region sequence-specific DNA binding; DNA-binding transcription factor activity, RNA polymerase II-specific
Source: RefSeq, a predicted model, not a curated record